Messenger RNA from Cladocopium goreaui, 397 nucleotides. The record is from the annotation of a GenBank genome assembly. NCBI's taxonomy places the organism in Eukaryota, Dinophyceae, Suessiales, Symbiodiniaceae.
GCGUUCCGUUGGUGGUGGGGUGGUGAGUGAGAGGCUAAACGAUGCUUCUGAGAUCAUUGAAGUGUCUGACAUGGACCUUUCCCCAUCGGAGGAGUGCGAGUACGAAUUCGAAGAUGAGCAGCUGGUUAUUCCCAUUCUUGUGGCCAACAUCUUUUGUUCCUUGGCAUUGGUGGAUGAGGCAGAGCCCCCAGCAGAGGUGGGAGGACUGAUGCAACAAGCGGCCAUUGACAUCUCUGGAUCUGAGGGAGUUUGGAAAGAAAAACUCAGGAGUAUCAGCAGUUCAAGUUUGAGCACCGCAGGGACGGAUGCGUCGCCAAGCUCCGUUAAGAGCGACGUCGAUGGGGCAAGCCAGGAGAAUCUGUGCCAGCACCUUGAGUGCCUGAGCAAAGCAAAGUGA